AUGCAAGACCUCAAACCCUACAACCAGAAUCUUGUUAGAGAGACUGGUCGGUUAGGUGGAGUAUCAGCUCUUACCCAUCAAGCUAUGAGCAAUACCUCUGCCGCUCUUAUUAUAAGAGCGGCAGUCAGGGCUGGGACUCAUAGGGAGUGUAGUGGCGGUGGCAACAUGACAAGCACAGUGUAUUACUUCAGAUAUUCGGGGAACUCAGUCCCACCGGGCUAG
This is a messenger RNA of Perkinsus marinus ATCC 50983, 222 nucleotides long. RefSeq lists its product as hypothetical. The coding region runs from base 1 to 222 and encodes 73 amino acids. Lineage: Eukaryota; Perkinsozoa; Perkinsida; Perkinsidae. The transcript is spliced from 3 exons. The record is from RefSeq and is a predicted model, not a curated record.